Messenger RNA from Linum tenue, 456 nucleotides. NCBI's taxonomy places the organism in Eukaryota, Viridiplantae, Streptophyta, Magnoliopsida, Malpighiales, Linaceae. The record is from the annotation of a GenBank genome assembly.
AUGGCUACUGAGCAGAGUUUCCAAGUUCGCAAGCUACAGCUAUCAGACAAAGGAAAAGGAUUCAUCGAUCUCCUGCGACAGCUCAGCGUCUGCGAUCCCAUCUCCGACGAGGAUUUCGAGGCCAGGUUUCAGGAGCUGAGCUCCCACGGCGACGACCACCUCAUCUGCGUGAUCGAAGAUGAACGGCAGGGGAAGAUUGUAGCCACCGGCUGCGUUUUCGUCGAGAAGAAGUUCUUGAGGAACUGCGGCAAGGUCGGACACAUCGAGGACGUGGUCGUCGAUUCAGGCGCCAGAGGGUUGCACUUGGGGAAGAAGAUUGUGGAGUUUCUCGCCGACCAUGCGCGGUCCAAAGGUUGCUACAAGGUGAUUCUGGAUUGUAGCAGCGAGAACAAGGCGUUCUACGAGAGAUGUGGGUUCAAGGAGAAGGAAAUCCAGAUGGUUCAGUAUUUCGUUUAG